AUGAGCAAACCUACCAUCGUCAUUGUCCCCGGCGCGUGGCAACAGUCAGCAGCCUUGCUGGACUUUUCCCGAAAGUUAAAUGAAGCCGGAUACCCAACAGAAUUGGUGCAAGUUCCUUCUGUGGGAGCGGCCGGAAAUCCGCUUUCUGGCCUUGCAGACGACGUUCAGGCUGUGCGAUCGUCGCUGAGAGAGGUUAGGCAGAGUGGCAAGAGAGCGUUGAUCCUAGCGCACUCAGCUGGAGGCGUGUCUGGCAGCAUGGCUAUUGACGGGUAUGAUGUGAUCGGUAUCAUUUAUCUCGCCGCAUUUGUGAUACCUAAAGACGCAUCGAUUCUUGGGCUGGUCGGUGGUGAACCUUUGCCUUGGAUGGACGUUCAGGGAACAGUCAUUGCUAAUAAUAAUAAGGGUGAUCGAGUAUUUGUCAAACCGGAGUUUAUGUCUCAUGUUUUCUUCAACGAUAUGGAACCAGAACUACAGAACAAAUGGGCCAGUGAAAUGACGCACACCUCAGCGAAGCUUUUUAGCACGCGCUGCGAGUAUGAGCCAUGGAUGAAUGGUGUUCAAUGCGGCUACAUCUUUUGUUCACAGGAUAACGCUCUGCCGCCCCAGUAUCAGGAGCAGAUGAUCAACUUACUCGGACCAAACGUGGUCUGUGCUAGAUUGGAGACUGGUCAUUGUCCUCAUCUCAGCGCGCCUGAUAAGCUUUUGCAGGCAUUCCAAUCGAUCGUAUCUAAAUUUAUUACAAAAUAA
Messenger RNA from Pestalotiopsis fici W106-1, 747 nucleotides. RefSeq lists its product as uncharacterized. The transcript has 2 exons. The coding region runs from base 1 to 747 and encodes 248 amino acids. Lineage: Eukaryota; Fungi; Ascomycota; Sordariomycetes; Amphisphaeriales; Sporocadaceae. The record is from RefSeq and is a predicted model, not a curated record.